Messenger RNA from Lineus longissimus, 9513 nucleotides. Its product is annotated as protein Fe65 homolog. Gene Ontology annotation, molecular function: amyloid-beta binding; transcription factor binding. NCBI's taxonomy places the organism in Eukaryota, Metazoa, Nemertea, Pilidiophora, Heteronemertea, Lineidae. Gene Ontology annotation, cellular component: nucleus; cytoplasm. The record is from RefSeq and is a predicted model, not a curated record. Gene Ontology annotation, biological process: regulation of DNA-templated transcription. Bases 1387 to 3663 code for a protein of 758 amino acids. The transcript is spliced from 20 exons.
AGAUGAUUCCGAUUUGGUAUAAAUCUAAACAUUCCUGUGAUCAGGAAGCUUAUAUUAUCAUAUGAAUACUCAAAACGAUUGCACACAACACCAAAUCUCGCAAAAAUCCGCAUAUUUUUUUCUCUCGCAUCGUUAGUCGGUUGCCUAGGCGAUGGUUGAUUGUGUCGUGAGUCUCCCCGCGCUCAGGUAAUCGGUAAGGAGAUUCUGCUCUCGAGCUUUAGCGGAGAGCAUUGCCAGUCGUUCACGAGAGUGAUGGAUUGUAGACACCAGCUCUGAUUUGCAUUGCAUUGCCAAAACAGAGAUUCGUGGUUAUCGUCUAGAACUCUGGAUAAACGAUAUUGGAUCUUUGAAUUUGGAUUUUGGAUCUGGCAGCAGGAUAUCAUCAAAUACGUGUCUGAUGAAUACACUGGAUUGUUCAUUCAAUGAAGAUUUCAUAGAAUAGUUUCUGUGGCUAGGAUUUCAGACAAGAUCCAAUUUGGAUUGCUUCAGUCUAAUCAGGAAUCAUAGUUUCAUAUCUGGUUGCGGAUCUGAAUGUUUGAAAAUUUGAUUUGUGAGGUUUUCUAUCCAUUUCAUUUGAAGGAAUUGCUCUAGAGUGCAAAGAGAACUUUGGAAUCUUAUCCGGGAUUUUGUCUGCACAUGACCGUAUGAGAUCUUGAUAUUGCCAAAGAUCUUGCCAGUAGAAAGAAAUAUACAUGGUCAUCGAAGAAACAAUGUGUAGAACUACACAGAAAGGUCUGCCAAUUCUUUGACUUAAGUCUGAACAAAAAUUUCUGUUAAAUCUAAAAAGCUCGCUUGUUGUGUCAAAAUCUAUGUGAAAUCUUGGUACUGUACACAAGUACAUUGAAUUCAAUAGAUAGUGAAAAGAAAAGUGUUUUGCCGCAUUGAUGCCAAUGUGUACAUUGUACUGUAGCAGAAGCAGUCGAGUCUAAAGAUUCUUUCAAGCGGGAACUGGCAUUUUGACAUAAGCAGUCUGGAUGAAUAAUUCGUAAAGCUAAGGUUUGUUUUAGUCUCAUAACUGAUGCUGAAGUGGAUUGCAUUCUGGAGAUUGAGAUUCACUGAGUACAUUUCUUGCUUGGUGCCAAAACAUACGGGAUUUCCAUUCCGCGAUAUUGUUUGUGAGCAGAUCGUACAUAAAUACUACAUUAAGGAUUUCGUGUUCUAGCUCAGUUUGUGAAGAUAUUUCGAAACAUUUUAGCCUCAAUUGUUGGUUGGAACAUUGCAUUGUGGAUACUCUGUCCUCAUUUGAUUUGAAGUCAGUCAAAAACUCAUUUGAACACUGAAAUCAAGACUAACUUCAUCAAGAACGGCCAAGGAGCAGGCAUGACUACCUAGAGAAUUUGAUCUGUUGACGCUAUUCUACCCACAGUCAAGACGAGCAGAAUCAAAAUGGCGCAAUCCCCUGGUGAUGGUGAAAUUAUCAUUGGAGAUAAUCCAUUUCAACAAGUUGAAGAUAAUGAGAUGAUCACAUCCUUCUCGAAUCCCAACUAUCACAUGAACGACGAUGAACUCAAUUCAAACAUCACACCACUAACGACACCUAUCACUCCAACCACACACCAGUAUUACCAAGAUCAAAUCUACGCCGACCCGGACAUCCUAACAUCGUCGCGAAACCCGACGUCAAAACGGCGAAAAAAUUAUGCACAGUUAGACUUAACGUCGAUGGGUAUAGACUUGAAUUCUGAACAGCGGAAUUACGAUCAACAAAAUAUCUGUUCGCCAGACUCAUUGUGUUCUGUUGAUAGUGCUAAAUCGGAAGAAUUUGUUGAUUGUGAUAACGAACCGCAACAAAACGACGACAAUUCUGAGGAGUCUGACGUCGAGGAGCAGGAGGUCUCAACGCCCUAUGCAGAAAAAUCUAGUUUUCUAGGAUAUUACGCCAGUUUAGAAAAAUCCGCUAAAUCGCAACAAGAACGACAGCCGAGGGGUGAUGUUCGGACAGUAGAACAGCAAAAAGUCAAGGAGGUGAAAUCGACAGAGACGCAAAAUGGGAAGAGUGAAAUACAGAAAGAUGCUGACAGUAAAAAGGAUUCGGAGAUUCCCGAAGGCUUUACUGACAAAACGUGCAUUAACUCUCCUGACUCCAAUGACAGCGGCAUCCAGGCGGACGAGGGCCAAAUCCGUGGGUCGGCGAGCGUGGAGAGUUUUAGUACUAAGGAAAAGAAGGAGUCAAAUACGGAACAAAGCCUCACAGAGGGCGAUGCGAACACCAAAGUUGACGAUGAGUUACCAGCCGGCUGGGAAAAACAUGAAGAUGAACAAACUGGCGUCUACUUCUGGCACGUCAAAAGCGGUACGAUACAGAGGGAGCCACCUACCAAGUCACAGCGCCCUCUAUCGAUAGCAAGUGAUAUCUCUUUGAGUUCCCUUCAGAGUACUUUGACAUCUCCGACUUCCACGAUCCCUGAUACCCCCAGCAGUUGCGCAUCGGGACUCGAUCAGGACCACCUGUCGGAGUUCGAAGGUCAUGCGUUCAAAUAUGCGUCAGAGUCUCUCAAAUCAUUAUACACACCAACCGAAGAAUCUGAGGGCGUUCCAUUUGAAGAGGAGAAGAAGAAGGUCUCCAAGCCAAUACGUUACGCCGUGCGAUCGCUCGGAUGGGUCCGCAUCGCCGAGGAAGACCUGACACCUGAGCGGAGCAGUAAAGCGGUCAACAAGUGCAUUGUGGACUUGUCGCUUGGGCGGAAUGAUAUCAACGAUGUCGUCGGACGAUGGGGAGAUGGGAAAGACCUGUUUAUGGACCUCGACAACAACAGCCUGACGCUGAGCGACCCGACUGACUUUAGCGUCCUCCACCGCCAGCCCAUCCAGUCCAUCCGGGUGUGGGGCGUCGGCCGCGAUAAUGGAAGGGACUUUGCUUACGUUGCUCGAGACCGCUCGACCCGAAAACACAUGUGUCAUGUCUUCCGCUGCGAUACUCCAGCCCGCCAUAUUGCUAACACUUUACGAGACAUUUGUAAAAAGUUGAUGAUGGAGCGAAGUAUGAAGCACGGGGCGUACGGAGAUGCCUACGAUCAUGGGGCGGCCAUUCAUCGAUCCAUACGACCGAAUAAUCUCCCGAAUCUUGAUAAAAACGUGGAGCCAAACGGACAGAAAAUAACCUUCCAAAACGUGUAUAAGAAAACAUCAUUCCCUACUCCGAUGGAGGAGCCAAAGAAAGUCAUCCGAUGCCAUUACCUGGGCACAACGAAAGUGGCGAAACCUACUGGUGUCGAUAUAAUUAACAACGCCAUGGAAAAACUUUACAAGACCAUUCCUGUAGACGAGUGGCAGUUCUGCAACGUGGCUGUGGCCCCCUCGACAAUAACCAUCACAGAACAUGGGAAACCCGAGAAUCAGAUCAACGAGUGUCGUGUGCGCUUCCUCUCCUUCAUGGGCAUCGCGAUGCAUAACGUGAAGUUGUGUUCGUACAUCAUGCACACCGCUCAAGAUGCGUACAUUGCUCAUGUAUUCCACUGUGAACCAUCCGCUGGUGCUUUAUGCAAAACCAUUGAGGCAGCUUGCAAGCUGCGAUAUCAAAAAUGUCUGGACGCGCAUCCGUCGACGCCCGACAAGAAACAGCAGCAACAAACUAAGCCGUCCAUAGCUACGAGUCUCAAGUCGAGUAUUAAGAAAGUCCUUGGAAGAGUUUCAAGAUCUCCGAAACCGGCAAGCGACAGUUAACAUCAUUUUCAAGGUAACAGAGGAUGUUCUUUGAUUACAAGCCAGAGACCAGAUGCGCUGCAAGGAAAAUGCUGAAGACUUCAGUAGUACAUCUGUAGUUCCCCAAGGUGGCACUGGUGGUGCUGAUGUUUGCUGAGGGUGUUUAGAGGGCCUGUAUCCUCAGAUGAUGAAUCUCGAUGACACUGGCUUUUUUUACGAGCAGAUGAGAUGUUGGCAUGCUUCCUGUUCUGAAUGAAUCUUCGCUUUUAAAGCAAAUCUAGAUUUUCAUUUGUAAAUCCUUAGGUUGCGCAAGUCCCUGCAUCUCGGCAAAAUAUGAACGGUUAUUGUAAAGUAAUGACUUGAAGUGAUGAGAAUGAUCCGUCAUAGACUGGUGAAAAAUAUUUCUAGUCAUUUUAACGACAAUCUUUUAUUGUAAUUACAAUUCGGUCAAAAGUCGUGGAAGUUGAGAUCUUAAGAUUGAUACAUGUUUAAAGCUUGGUAGAAAAACUGGCGCCAAGGUUUACGAGAAUUUGAGAAAUUCUUGUCCGUGGUGUAAAUUCAAACUCCACAAAUGUCUUUGGUGGCCGCUGUUACGAGAUGAACGGAACAGCAGUGACGAAGAACGAAUCGAAUUUGAAAAAAAUGGGUGACCCGGAACUGGUUCAUUGGGAAAAUCGGUCAGAGAGUUAAAAAUGAUCUGGUCUUCCCCGGAAAUAUAUCUGCGAUACAUUGCUGAGACGUGCAGGAGGCAUGUGGCGGACUCCUCAAGAUCACAUACUCUCUUUUUCUAAAAAUGUGACUACGCCAUCAUUGAUGUACAUAUCUUAUAACAAUUGUCACCAACAAGUUCUAGAAACGCUGAGACGAUACUUCCACUUUUGUCAAAGACGUUAAAUUUUGAAUAUGUAUGUAAAUCUACGGUACCAGAUUCUGUGAGAGGGGUCAGCCUCUUAGCGACACUACAUGUAUUUUUGACCAUUGACCAUGUGAGCCAGCCAACUUUUACAUGGGUGAAGUAUAUUAGAUGGAACAGCUUUGGUAAAUGGCUCAUGCACAGUCUAAAGUGUUAUCUGAGCUGUUCUAUUCUAUGAACAUACCCUGUGUGAUAGAAACAAAACAUGCUCAAUGUUUCCAGAACUUGCCUGAAAAUAUCAUUUUGUACAUAACACGUCUUGCUGAUGAAAUAAGGUUCAAAAGAUAUAAUACUGUGUAAUAAAUAUCCAAAUAUUUUAUACGGAAAUUACGCUGUACAAAUGUCGCUCUCAAUGUACACGAUGUAGAGCAUUAUAAAUUAGAUAACAUAAGCACUAACCAUCAUCAUUUUAUUACGCAUUAUGCAAUCUGUAUGAGCUGAAAUCAAACGACUCCAGUCGUCUGAGACUUUCGUCUUCAAGAUAACUGUGUAAUCAUUGACGUGUAUUUUCCUGGAAAACACAGUCACAGUGCGAUCUUUUAAUGAUGUGGUGUAAAUUUUGUCUUUAUGUCUUAUAGAUCUGAGUGGCUAUGUCUUUGAUGGAGAAACUUUAAGCAAUCGAAAUCUGAGAUGGUUCCUCAAUUUCGUCUCCUUGUUAUUAUACUAGGGCUUUACUCUGUCGUCUCUGAUUCUAAUGUCCAAGGACAAAAAAUUGUGAAACAUGACACAGCUUCAACCUCGUGCACACAGGCUUGCUUUCCGAUGUCUCGGCAGACGGUAAAUGUAUCUUUGAAAACCUUGAGAUCAGGUCAAGCAAAGCCUGGGAACGAGGUGAUAUUUUGUACAGUGCGUCUCAAAAGAUGCCCUUCUGAUGGUUAUUUCUAAGUGGCCAAGGAAUCAGGCUUUUGAAAGAAAUCCAAACUUGUCUAAAAUAUUCCAAAGGAAAAUUAAAAGUCUUCUUGUGGAAGAAUCAAUUGUACUACUGGCAAAUAUUGUCCAGUAUUUCAAGUUAUUUUCCAUUGGACAUUUUUUGAGACAUUCUGUAUCAUUGUUAUUUUGACCAAUCAACUUGUCUAUAUUGAUGUACUGAGUGUGUGCCCAUGAAAUGGGUUUUGAUUGGUCAGAUUUGUUGGAUCUCUCCGGUUACCAUAGUUACCAUGAUAGAACUCAAAACAAUCAACAGGGUAGAAGUUAAGAAGUUAAACAGAUUCUGGCUGACUGUAAUUGUGGCAGCAGUUAAGUCUCGGUGAAAUGUAUUACACGGCAGAUAUGCAACUACAAAAGCUAAAUUACAGUCACAAUUAGAGUGAGCCAGGAGAUUUGUUGAGAGUUUUGAAAGUUUAUGAGAAAAAGGCUUUGUUUAUUGGUCGACAGUUUUUGUUCAUUUGUAAAUCUGUCAAUUUCCUUUAUGCUUAAAUCAUGUUGUAAAUUUUAGAAUCCGACAAGUGACUAUUUGAUCAAAGGCAUUCUUCCAUUGGAUGUUACCGGGGACACAAUAUAGGCCGCAAAUGCAGAACAUUUUAAUUGAUAAGAUAUUUUAAUUUAUUAAUCUGGUAUCAAAUGAAGGACAAUUCAAAUGAUGUCACAGCAAAAAACCAUUUCAUUGUUUUACAACAAUUUCAUUAGCCAUGUUUUAUCAUUACCGGAAAAUAAUUUUAAUUUCACGAAUUUUAAUCAAAUUCAAACCAAUUUGGUGUGAACGACUUCUGUUAUCAAAAUGUAACAGUUUCAAAAUAUAUUUCGACUUGGAUACUCAAUGCUAUAAAUGGUGCUUAAAUUAUUUUGCUUUUAAAUUUUGCUUUAGACUAGCCCCCUUGCCACUGGAGUGUUGACUGGCCACCCUGGGAAUCUGCUUUUCAACUUUCUGAGAAUCAGACAGGUUAGGCCAGCAUCGAGUUGGGACACCAGCCUGAAUACACAUGAUUCGUAUCAAGGUGGAAAGCUGAUACUCUAGGAUGUUGGUUGACCAAAGAAAUUAUUUUUUAGUGAAAUUAUGCUAUUUGUUUGCCAUUUGAAAGGAUUGUAAGAUACACCAAAACAAAUUUGUUAAUUGAGUGAAUUUACACAAAUAUAAUACCUCACACCUCUGAAGCACUGUGCAAUACUCAGUAGGAUUUUAAAGUUAGAUUGGUAAGGUGCUUUGAUUACAAUCUGUUUUAAAGGUUCCAAAGUGAUUCAUGAAAACUAUACCUCAUAGUGGAUUUUAUUAGUGAAACAAAUCCCUCUUUUUGCAUUUCUGUGGGAUUGGUGCCAGAGUCCCACAGGGGUCGACUCUUGGUCCAAUCUUAUUCUUGAUGUUUCUCAAAGUCAUUGCCCUACCUUUCAAACAUGUGAAAGUUAGAAGUUACUUGUAAAGUCCUCAAAUACUUUGUCAUGAUCAAUUGCCAGCCCACUGGCAGGGAGUGCCAAAAAUCUCCAGUCAUCUGAAACUAAGACGACAAUCUGAGAGGAAAAUGGCUGCAAUAAUCACAAAAUUACAACAAUGGUCUAUUUUAGGUUCUGGUUCCAUUUAUUUUAAUAUGACUGUAGACUGUUAUCUUAGAAGGUUCUGCAAUUUCAAAUCAAUCUAGAUAGCACAAGAAAUUCUGUCAGAGUUCAACCGAACAAACCUCAUGCCAGGUCUGUACUUUACACAGGUUUCAUCUCGUAUAGCUAUAAAGCUGGAGCCAAAACUUUAUUUACUCCAAAGCAUCAACUAGAAUGUUCCACGUGUGUCACACUAACUUGAGCCAAAACUGCAUACACUGCACUGUAGAUUAUGUACAGUGGAAACAGUUCAAACUAUGAUGAAACAUUCUUCAAAUGUGUAUAUAGGCCUCAUGGGAGCAAUGUCAAAAUGGGUGUUUUUCUACGAAACUUACAAUCAAUGUUUCUUGUAAUUAUUAGAAUAAUUGUGAUCAACUUUGUAUGGUAUAGUACGCUUCUUUAAAGUUCACCUCAACUAGGUCACAAAACCUGUAUAAGUAUCACAUAUUAUGCACAGAAAAUUUGGUCUAGCUGAGGUGAACAUAUUCUGUAAAGUAGUCUUUGAUUAUAGAUUUGAUAAUUUUAGUGUUUAGAGUUGGUUACCAUAGCAACAGACUGUGUGACUUGGUUACCAUAGAAACAUACCAGAUCUUGUCUUGAUACCUGAUUAUUUUGUGCAUAAUACUGUAUUUCUUAACCUUGCCAAUGAUGGACCAAGAAAAUGUUAUUUGUAAUAAAACACAGUGACACUAAUUCAUAAUAUCCUAUUGAAUUUCUGUUGCUCUCUGAACAUUGAGUUCUAAAAUUAUUGGCAUGUUAGUUCACAUCAUUUUGUAUAUUUACUUUUUUCUGACCUGGCCAAACUGCGAAGAAUCUCAAAACAUUAUCUUGUAAUUUUGUGUAUUUUGAAAAGGUAUUUUUUUCUGAGGCCACAUCAACAAAUCAGAUUUCAUCAAAAUUUAUUAAAACACUUUGUUCCAAUUUAAAAACUGAGGUCAUUUCGUAUGUGUGAUAAUUUUGUCAAAAAGUGAACAGUUUGUUGGGCUAAAUGACUGUUUAACCUUAAAAUCUCUUUUAAUCAUGUUAAGAUCAAAAAUGUAUAAGGAUAUCAUUCUUUUAGAAUAUAUUAUUUCAUCUCAUUAUAGUACUUAUUGUUAUGUUAACAUGAAUAUAAUUUCUCAUAUUUCUUUAAGAAAACUAAAAACUAGAUUACAUUAUAAUCUCUACUAGAAAAACUUCUUUUCAUAGUUCGAGGGAAUCUCAUUUUGCCGUACCAGCUGUACUUAAUACUGUACAUAAUGUACAUAGAGUUCCGGUCAAUCGAGGCAAAAUCGAAAUUAAGCUUAUAUUGCAUAUUUUGAUAAAAUCAAACAAGAUGGAGAGAAUGUAAAUUUAAUAUGAUUUAAUACCUUAAAUUCUUUGUAUUUUUUUACAGCAAAUAUUAAUCUUAAUGUUAUGUUUGGCUCAGCAGCGUAAAUGUGUCACAGUUGAUUAUUUCUGUAAAAUAAUUUGUUGAUUUUUCGAUGGAAGAUAUGUUACUUGUGUAGCAAUAGAAGAUAUUAGAAUAUGCCAAUUCGUUUUUUUUUCAUUUAGCAUUGUUUAGAUAAAGUAAAUUCCUUGAUUCCACAUAUGAGAGUCCCCCCCCCCCCCCUGCUACAGAGCCAGACAAUAUCUCUAGAGCUGUCUGUCCCAACUUUGCUGAAAUUGUUUGCAAAUUGCUUUGAGAAAGUGUAUCGGUAUAUGUCAAUUGAGACAAUUUUAGCAAUAUAGGACUAGAGACUAGAGUAGGUGACAGGCUUGGCGUGAAAAAGCAUCACCUCGAACGAAAGGGCUCAUGAACCCUGUCAAUCUCACCUGGGCUCAUGAACCCAUUUAAAAACUGUUGUGAGUGUCCUUACUCCUGGUCACUUUCCCCUGCUACAGCCAAUGGCAAUGUAAAGUUGUCAUAAGAUAGUCCUGAUUGGAUGACCUGGUAUGACUACUAUUUGAUCACUCUGGCAAUCAAUAUAAAGUAGCUGUUUGUAUUGAAUGCCAUUCAGAUAAUUUUCAAACUUUUGGUGAAUUUAAGAACUUCCAAUUUGGUAUAUUUGGGGGGGGGGGGGAGAAAUUGGCCUCUUUCCAGAAAAGCACGUUUUCAUUGUCAUCUUGGCCAAUAAGUAAGACAUCGAGACAUUUGGAAAUCUCACCCAAUCCCAACUCCAGCUUUCCCCAAAGCAUUUCUAACAGGUGUAGUGUCAAGUCUGGUUAAUUCAGGUGGAACUCAAUGCGUGGCUCUCACAGCAUUCAUUUCUUACUCUUCGAAUUCUCAUGAAAACCUGUGCUUUUGUAUAUACUUUGCCUGAUCGUAGGCUUCUAAUGGCCUGUUCUCUUGUUAGCUCUGUACCGUAUGUCGAUGUAUGAUCCUGUACAUGUGGCGCCACCAGUUGGCAACAAUAGAAACAUAUAUGUAUCAGAUUAUUUGCAAUAAGAAAGAAAAUAAACGAAUUAAUAGA